Messenger RNA from Cladophialophora carrionii CBS 160.54, 951 nucleotides. RefSeq lists its product as uncharacterized. Lineage: Eukaryota; Fungi; Ascomycota; Eurotiomycetes; Chaetothyriales; Herpotrichiellaceae. The coding region runs from base 1 to 951 and encodes 316 amino acids. The transcript has 3 exons. The record is from RefSeq and is a predicted model, not a curated record.
AUGGAAUCACAACGCCGACGAGUGUACUCUUUCUCCUCCAACGAGACCAUCCUUGAGGUCUACUCAUCUUCACCCCCAAGCAGCACGGAACCGGUGGGUGUCGACACGACGCCCACAUGGAAGGUUUUGGCCAAUGAUUUGAUCGCGUCGUCAGCUCGUGGAACCAGCUUCUGCCACAGCCGUGGCCUGCCGACGCAUUAUCACGACAUUGCAAGAUCAACUGCCAAUCUCAACGGGGACCGAGAAAAUCUGGAUCUGACAGAAGUGGAGGGUGAAGAGGAAUACGAGUCAGAAGAGUCGAUAGACUGGGACGAAGAAGAGGAGGAAGAAGAGGAGCGACAGCAGCGCCUCGCAUGCCGGAAACAGCCGACGGCACAAUCCACCUUCCCGCAGACGAUGGGCUUUUGGUUCGACUCGUGGAUUGCGGAAGUCGGUGCCAGGGCGGUGAAUGCCGACUUGCAAGCCUUAUGCGGGACUAUCCAGCUGUGGAGAGCGGGGACCGACAUUCCGAGGGUAAUGAUGCAGGAAGGGCAAGGAGAAGAGUAUCAGCAGGCUGAGCAAGGAUCGCCUUUGCCUUUCCUGCAGCUAUUUUCAACAACGGAUGGCAUUGACACGCUCGGCGAGCAAGACGGCCCGCUCAUAUCUCAGACCGGCUGGGAUAGGCUGCUGCGCGAGAUGAGGACCAUGGCCAGACACAUGCACCAAGCCCGAAAGCGUAGGGAAGAAUGGAGGAACAUGAUCUCGGACUGGUGCGAACAGGGCGUCGCACUGCGGGUGAGGGGGAGAGGUGCGUUCGUGGAUGAGCUCGAAGUUGGAUAUGAGGUUGAGAGAGAGGUCGAUGGGACGAAAUGGAGCGUGAAGCUGGGGUAUCGCAGGAAUGAUGCGGUGGUUGAGGACAUGGAUUCGGAGUGGGACGAAGACAGCGAAGAAGUGGUGCCGACGUCGAGAUGA